Mya arenaria is the source of this 1278-nucleotide messenger RNA. RefSeq lists its product as uncharacterized. The record is from RefSeq and is a predicted model, not a curated record. Lineage: Eukaryota; Metazoa; Mollusca; Bivalvia; Myida; Myidae. Bases 82 to 1194 code for a protein of 370 amino acids. Gene Ontology annotation, biological process: regulation of DNA-templated transcription. Gene Ontology annotation, molecular function: DNA binding. The transcript has a single exon.
GUUCAUAUCUGGAAUAUUUAACAAACAUUUCACAUCAGAACCCUCCGCACCAUCUGCUAGCAACGUGUGUCGUGACGCGACAUGUGGCAGCAAAGAACGUGCUACGAGCAGAGUAACGUUCUUGACGUCACCAUUCAGUGCCAGCUAAACGUGUCUGCCAAGAACGUGACGGAAUUCAGCACGAUGUACGGACAUCCGUCCUACCCACAGCAACCCGCCGCCCGCUCUAUGACCGGCAGCUAUUACCAGCCACCCGCACCGGCUACCGCCGUCUCCUACCAGCCAGCUUUCUCAGAUUCGGACACAUGUGCUCCCAUGGCUGACGUCCACGCUGGCACAUCUAAACGUUAUGAACAGGACUACGAUACUUAUUGUGAUUAUGAAAGUGCAAAGUAUGGAUUACAUUGUGCCAGUGGUUACCUCAAUUCAGUUUCACCAGCAAACAAUGUGAAUGCCAGUGACUGUCUUUACUAUGCAUCGUGCAUGAACGACUCUGGAUACGGUAGUCCGGGCAACGUUCAGUAUCGGAAUAUUCCAUCAGCAUUUUCUCCGUGCGGCCAGACACAGCAGGUGAGGACCCCGAGUCCUUGCACGCGCGGGGAUUCUCGGGACGCGCGUCAGCUCUGUCGCACCCAGUACUCACCUACAAGCUCCCCAGACGAGCUGUCGGAGGAGACCAAGAUCGCCAUGCGUGAGAAGGACGUCAUGCAGAGGCUGUUUUCCUUGCGUGCCGCCGACGUGGAGGGGGCAAACAGCGUGGAACAUUACUACCAAUCACAGACAGCCGUCAUCGACCUUGAGCGCCAUAACGUCCUUUGUCAGAUGGCAUAUGACCGAAAGAGCUCCGAGUCCAUCCACGUAUACUACAACCGGAAACUUCAAUCGCUUCUUGAAUGCGUCGAGGAAAAGCUGAGUGCGCUCGAGUCCGGCAAGCACCAUGGCGGAAAACGACAGACGACAACUCAGGUGGAAAAGAAAUCCAGAUUGCUCCCAAAACACGCGGUGAAACUCAUGGAAACCUGGUACAGCGAGAAUCUUGAGAACCCAUACCCGUCUCGUGAAACCACACUGACGAUGGCGGCAGAGGGCAGCAUCACGGUAGAGCAGAUCCGGAAGUGGUUUGCGAACAAGCGGAACCGGUCCCGCAACAGCCGACUGAAGGCCAGUGAUCUGGGCGCAGACGAGUGUGCAUAAGAUGAACUGACAAUUCAAGUGCAUAUAAGUAGUGAUGUGUUUUACAGUAUUAAGGAUAUUUUGUGUUGCUAAAUGCAUUAUAUG